This is a messenger RNA of Cetraspora pellucida, 1647 nucleotides long. NCBI's taxonomy places the organism in Eukaryota, Fungi, Glomeromycota, Glomeromycetes, Diversisporales, Gigasporaceae. The record is from the annotation of a GenBank genome assembly.
AUGGUUCAGAAAAAUAACAAUAACCAACGUAGAUCAAACCGCCUAAAAAAAUCUAAUAACGACUCAGAACAACCGUCUCCAACUAAGCGCGUAACAAGAGCUACGGCAAAAAAAUUAGAAGAGAGCAGCAAAAACAAACCAGUAGAAACGACUGAAGAAGAAACUAUGGCAGUCGAGAAUCAAGACAUUGAAAUGGAGCAUGCCGAUGAAGUCGAUGAUACUGAAAAGAAGGCUUUAGAGGCUGAUGCUUUACUGUUAUCUGAUCUCAGACAAAACUUCACCCUUCUGGAACGUGCUGUGUCUACUAUCGAGUCACGGUUCACAACACGUGUUCUAAGAACUACUGCAUCCAUCAGGAAACGUUUGACCGGAGAUCUCUUGGCUCAAGCAAUCAGAGAUAUUUAUCCAAAAGAUUCUGCAGAUAAAGCCAAACUAUUGAAUUAUUUGGGAAAGGAUACUAUUGUCAUGGAUGUUGACGUGGACGAUUCUGGAAAAGAUAAUCCUCCAAUCUUACCGGAGAUUGAUCUUUACCUCCAUUUAUUAUUGAUGAUAUAUUUGCUAGACAAGCAAGAGUUUGAAAAGGGUAUUCAACUUUCUAAUGAAACUAUUGCCAAAAUUCAAAGUUUGAAUCGUCGUACGUUAGAUCAGUUGUCCGCACGUAUCUAUUUUUAUUAUGCUCGAUUCUACGAGCUUACAGGAAAUUUGGCUGUAAUUAGACCAGCUUUGUUAGCGGCCCAAAGAACUGCUACUUUGCGUCAUGAUGAUGAUUCUCAGGCUACGUUACUCAAUUUGCUACUGAGAAAUUAUUUUCAUUAUAAUUUGUACGAUCAAGCUGACAAGCUUGUCAGUAAAACUACCUUUCCUGAAACCGCUGGAAACAACCAGCAAGCUAGAUACAUGUAUUAUUUAGGUCGUAUUAAGGCCAUUCAGCUCGAUUACACAGUAUCGCAUACUCAUUUAUUGCAAGCCAUUCGUAAAGCACCUCAAAAUGUUGUGACAGCUGGCUUUCAGCAAGCGGUAUAUAAGCUUUCAAUCAUUGUUCAACUUUUAAUGGGUGAAAUCCCUGAAAGAUCUAUAUUCAGGCAACCUGUUUUAAAAAAACCGUUAGUUCCAUAUUUACAUAUUGUCCAAGCUGUGCGAAUUGGUGACUUGUCGAAAUUUCAAGAAACAUUAGCUAAAUAUGGUGAAGUAUUCCGUGCUGAUAAAACAUUUACUUUGAUCAUAAGACUUCGCCAUAAUGUAAUCAAAACCGGCAUUAGGAUGAUAAGUUUAUCAUAUUCUCGAAUUUCUUUGCGAGAUAUCUGCUUGAAAUUGCAUCUUGAUAGUGAAGAGGACGCCGAGUAUAUUGUUGCCAAGGCUAUUCGUGAUGGUGUGAUCGACGCUACUAUAGACCAUGAAAAAGGUUUUAUGAAAUCGAAGGAAAACGUUGAUAUUUACUCAACAAACGAGCCUCAAUUUGCUUUCAACCAACGUAUCAGCUUCUGUUUAAAUCUCCAUAAUGAAUCAGUCAAGGCAAUGAGGUUCCCUCUUAAUGCUCAUCGAAAAGAAUUGGCAUCAGCUGAAGCUCUGCGUGAAAGAGAAAGAGAACUUGCAAAAGAAAUUGCGGAAGGUGAAAUUGACGAGGAUGAUGAUGUUGGUGAUUUCUAA